ACAGCCCUAAAAAAUAAUAUAAUUCUUUAGAUAAUUCAGCGCUGGUUGCUUUGUGUGAUUUGUAAAGCAGUAUUUCCAACAGCGCCUGAAAGCAUCAUUAGUCCCUCCUCCUCGUGGCGAGUCCUGACGCGCCUGCGCGGUGCAGCGAAAAGCGCAGUAGCUGGAAAGUUUGUAUCGCUCCUUAAUUGGACGAAGGUACGGUUCGAUAAUGGUGCUUUUCGUCGCGGAGGACGGGCCGUUUCGGGAAAAUUACUGAUAGGAGGGAAAUGUGCAGAUGGGACAUGGCUGCUACGAUCUCUCAGAACCACCGAGCUGCCCUGCCGGGUGUCUGGGGUCAGUUUAUCCCGAAGCUGAACAGAGUUUCCGCCGUUAGACUCUUAGGCGUACUGGCCUAACAACAGCCUGUAAGACGAAGUCCACAAGGAGAGACUGUUAAACAUGACGCUCCCGCUUUAACACGAGGAUACCGAUUCUUCUGUUCCGUUGCGGUUUAUCGGUCACCACCAUCAUGUCUGACCAAAACUACUACUGGACCGUGUUGCCGAGCUACAAAACGAAUUUUGUGACUGGGGCUAUGAUGAAAAGAUCGAAAAGUUCCCGUAACAACAAGAGGCCUUUAGGGGUGGGGACCCCAUCGCCCACACUGUCACGGCCACUUUCACCUCUCCCACUUCCCACAGCUGGCAGCAGUCCUUCAGAAAGCCCCAGAAAUGCCUCUGCCAGCAAUUCUGCCAACUUCCAGUUUGCCCGCAGCCAGCUGGCUCGCAAUGAAAGCAGAGCAGAGCGAAGGUGGUCCGUUCCCUCGUCUGGAUACUGCACCAAUGCUCCCAGUUCAUCAGUAUCUUCGUCGUCUUCCCAUGAGUUAUUGCAUCAGCUGCCACUCCAGCCCACUCAAGAUGAUCUCCACUUCCUCUUCAAACAUUUCCGGAGCACAGAGAGUGUGGCGGACGACGAAGCAGCCCACCGCACUCCCCCCGUCAGGCUCCGUUCUCGCAGCCUCAGCCCUGGAAGGACCUGUGGGUCAUUCGACAACGAGAUUGUCAUGAUGAAUCAUGUCUACAAAGAACGCUUCCCUAAGGCAACGGCUCAGAUGGAGGGACGCCUGCUUGACAUCAUGUCAGAGUGCUGUCCAGACACCGCUCUGCCGCUGGCCGACGGUGUGCUGGGCUUUAUUCAGCACCAGCUGGUGGAGCUCGCCAGAGACUGUCUGGACAAGUCCCAGAACGGCCUGGUCACCUCCAGGUACUUCAUGGAGCUGCAGGAGAAGCUGGAGAAGCUGCUGCAUGAGGCGUACGAGCGCUCUGAGAGUGAGGAGGUGACCAUCAUCACCAAACUGGUCAAGAAGAUUCUCAUCAUCAUCUCCAGGCCUGCCAGGCUGCUGGAGUGUUUGGAAUUUGAUCCGGAGGAGUUUUACCAGCGUCUGGAAGCAGCAGAGGGUCAAGCCAAGGUGGGUCAGGGCAUUAAGACCGACAUUCCCAGAUACAUCAUCAGCCAGCUCGGCCUCACCAGAGACCCACUGGAAGAGAUGGUCCAUCUGGAGCAGACGAGCCCAUGUCAGAGGGCAGCCAGCCGAGAGUCUGAUGACUCUGGAGAGGCCACACCUGUGCAGAGCCGAGCAGCCUGCACCCUUCCCCGUAGAAAACCACUGGAGAGCGACUUCGACACAAUAAAGCUCAUCAGUAACGGCGCCUACGGAGCCGUGUAUCUGGUCCGCCACAAAGAAACCCGUCAGCGGUUUGCCAUGAAGAAGAUCAACCGGCAAAACCUGAUUCUUAGGAACCAAAUCCAGCAGGUGUUUGUAGAGCGAGACAUCCUCACCUUUGCUGAAAACCCAUUUGUAGUUUCUAUGUUCUGCUCUUUUGAGACCCGGAGGCACUUCUGCAUGGUCAUGGAGUACGUGGAAGGUGGGGAUUGUGCCAACCUGUUGAAGAACAUCGGUCCUCUCCCUGUGGACAUGGCCAGGAUGUAUUUUGCAGAGACUGUCCUGGCUUUAGAGUACCUUCACAACUAUGGCAUCGUACACAGAGACCUCAAGCCUGACAAUUUGUUGAUCACCUCCAUGGGACACAUUAAGCUGACGGACUUCGGUCUGUCUAAGAUUGGUCUGAUGAACAUGACGACCAACUUGUAUGAAGGACACAUUGAAAAGGACGCCAGAGAAUUCAUCGACAAACAGCAGGUGUACGGGACUCCAGAGUACAUCGCUCCCGAGGUGAUCUUGAGGCAGGGUUAUGGGAAACCUGUGGACUGGUGGGCCAUGGGAAUAAUCCUUUAUGAAUUCUUAGUGGGUUGUGUGCCUUUCUUCGGAGACACACCCGAGCAGCUCUUUGGUCAAGUCGUUAACGAUGAGAUCAUCUGGCCGGACGGAGAAGAUGCUCUGCCUCCUGAUUCUCAGGAUCUGAUCACCAGACUGCUGAGGCAGAACCCUCUGGAGCGUCUAGGAACAGGAGGUGGAGCUGCAGAGGUGAAGAUGCACAUGUUUUUUGUGGGCCUGGACUGGAACGGCCUCUUGAGGCAGAAAGCCGAGUUUAUUCCUCAGUUGGAGUCUGAAGAGGACACCAGUUACUUUGACACUCGAUCAGAGCGUUACAGCCAUCUGGGUUCAGAUGAAGAUGAUGAAACCAACGAUGACGACUCAUCUCUGGACCUGCGACAGUUUUCCUCCGUAACCCACCACUUCAGCAAGGUGUACAGCAGCACUGAGCACCUGUCGACCUCCACGCCAUCCAAUCAGAGCUUGUCGUCAUCAGAUCGAAGCCACAGCGAGGAGAAGGGGGAGCGAUGGGAGGGCAGAGGAUUCCCUUCCCCUGGUGAUGGACACAAGCUCUUGGCCAGUGGAGACAAGAGGACGGAUGGACAUAGAGAGGGUCUUCGGCCACGAGCUUCCUCCAGUUCCUCGCAGUCGGAGCGCAGUGCCAGCCCGCUGGUGAUGAACAGCACCCAGAGCCUGGACAUCAUGCCUCGCUUCGCCAUCUCCGCUGAGGAGGAAGACGAGGUGGUUUCCAACCUGCGCCGCAUCCGACUCCGGAGCAAUAGCACGGGCACGAGGCCGACCUUCCGGAGAGGAGCUUCUCGACGGAUUGCACACCAGCUCGAGACCCCAGAAAAACCCAGAUCCCCCACAGGAAAAGUCCCGAAGUCUGCUUCGGUUUCUGGACUUUCGCUCAUCAUCACCCCAGACGACUCUGCUGGUCCUCCAUCAAGCCCCAAAUCGUCCUUGUCUCUGUCGUCCAACCCGUCUUCCAGAGACUCGUCCCCGAGCCGGGAUCUGUCCAUCAAUAUCAGCUGCCUCAGGCCUCCAGUGGUCAUCCACAGCUCCGGGAGGAGGUUUGGCUUCACACUGCGAGCUAUCAGGGUCUACAUGGGAAACAGCGACGUCUACACGGUCCAUCACAUGGUUUGGUGUGUUGAGGAUGGCAGUCCAGCACACGAGGCAGGGCUGAGGGCAGGUGACCUCAUCACACAUGUGAAUGGGGAGUCGGUCCAGGGACUGGUGCACACUGAGGUGGUGGAACUCCUGCUGAAGAGCGGCAACAAAGUGACUCUUCAAACUACUGCACUGGAGAACACCUCCAUCAAGGUGGGCCCUGCCAGAAAGGCCAGUUAUAAAGCCAAGAUGGCUCGGCGUAGCAAAAAGAGCAAGAGGAAAGACGGACAAGACAGCAGGCGGCGCUUCUUGAAGAAGAUAUCGAAGCAUACGCCGCCUCCACCCAUGCAGAGCAGUCGCAGCUUCUCUUCGGGACUUCACCAGUCAUCGAGCGACAGUCUCUCUGGUUCCCCUACACAGAGUCUGUCUCCUGGGCCUUCCACACCGUGUCGCUCCCCUGCUCCUGACCACUCUGGAGAUUCCAGCUCGUCUCCUUGCUCUAGCUCCCCAAACUCCCCUGUGCCACAAGCUCGUCCCAGCUCACUUCACGUCCUCGGUCGCUACACCAAAGCUGGACGUUGCAAGUCCACCAGCAGCAUCCCUCCAUCACCUCUGGCCUGCAUCCCACCACCUCAGCCUCUCUCUCCCCAGUGUUCUCUGUCCUGCCUCCCAGGUCACCCCAAGUCCCUGCAGGGUUUCCAUGGCAAAACGUUGUCCCCUCCCACCAUCACCCGUCACUCGGUGCGUCCUCGCAGCGUAGAACCGCCACGUUCGCCGCUUCUCAAGCGGGUUCAGUCAGCUGAGAAGCUGACAGGAGACAAAACAGGUACAGGAGGUUACCAUGGCGACAGGAAGGCUUACAGCACCCGCCGCCACACCAUGGAGAUGCCUCUGUCUGAGGGGGAAGGGCUGGAAGACGAGGAAGGGGACACCUCCAUGGGGUUUGUCUGUGUUGGUGAGCACGGUCGCCAGGGCCUGUUCAUCGGAGGGCAGAAGGACCAGCAAGAUGACCUCCACUGCUCCACCACCUCGCCACCCCACCAGGGAGGAAACCACCACGCAAAGGAGGUGGUGGUGAUGAGAAAGCUGGCUCUGUCAGAGCGCAGGGACUCCUUCAAGAAACAGGAGGCCGUGCAGGAGGUGACCGUGGAUGUCUUGGAGGAGAAAGAAGCCACACUGAGCCUGAAGCCAAAGGUGUGUCAGGCAUCCUGGAUCAACCCCACCCAGUCAGAAUCCAGUGUGAAACUGGGAGGAAGAGGAUCCACCACACAGCAGAAAGCAAAGUCUAAAGAUAAACAAGGGUUAUAAGAUUUUCUCUUUACAACCUGCAGCUGCUCUCACGCUUUGAAGAGAAAACUGUGACCAAACCCAAAAUCAUCACAGACCUGCUGGAAGACAUCGGAACAAACGAAAGUGGACGUUGUGAGCAAUUCUGGUACCAGAACAAUGAGCACGUUUACUCCAGACCUUCUCUCCUGGUCCGGGUUCCCCAGUCACUGUGCCACCUGGAACUGUUAGAUUUUAAUUUAAAAAAAAACAUAUUUGACUUGUUUUUCCUUACUUUACCUGUGGUGCUUCAGAUGGGAGAGAAGAGUGAAUGAGAUUCAGUCCCAGUUUUCAUUGUAACGCCUUUUUUUCCCCUGUUUAAUACUGCAGUGUGUACAAGUGUGUGUUCUCUUUGGAAAGAGCUUGUUUUUAUGUUCUCACAUGUUCUGAGCUGCCUGUUCUGGAGAAAUCUGUCAUACAGAUGGUUUGGACCCGUUACUCCUCAUACUGGGUGUGUAUAUAUAUCUUUAAAAUGACAAAAUAUACAGAGUGCAGCCACAGCCACAGCAAAAUACAGGUGUUUGUACAUAACAGAGUCGUGCAUGCAUGGACUCGCCCUCCAUGCACCACCUGUCGGGUAAAAAGGUGUUUAACCCAGAAGCCCGUCUUGUUUGAGCCCUGUCCAGCUCCUUCCACACCCUCGUAGUAAAUGUUUAACAACGUUGUUCAGCAGAUGCAACAAGCAAACAUGGCUGUCGUGUGUGUGCCGUGGUUUCUGUGAAUGUUUACAUUUUAGUGCAGAUAUUAUUAUUAUUAUGGAAAAAAGAUUGGUGUCAGAAUUCAACCCAGAAACCUGAGUGGACGAAGAAGGAGUAAAAAAAGCUGAAGUUGUGUAUAUUUUCAUAUGGAAGCUGUGCUGUAUGGACCAUUAGAUGUACUCUUCAGUGGCCUGGUCUUCACCUCGUGUUGCAGCCGGCUUUCAGACAAUCAGACUUUAAUUUGAGCUUUAGAGGGAGAAAUGAGACUUUUUUUUCCCACAUUCGUAAUCAGUGAAGCAUUUUUCACUUCCAUUCAUAUUUGUCUGAUGACAUAAAAUGUUUGAUAUUUAGAGUUAAGGGAGAUUAAAUUGAGGGAUUAAUGAAGGUUGUUGGAAAUUGUGUGAAUAACUGAAGUGAGAUUCAGAUUACAGGUUUUUUACUCUGUAUUGGGGAGAAAAUGUGCGUUCGUAUGACAUAAGUUUUUGCCUUGCAUCUCCAUAUCUGAAACAAGUACAGGUAAAAAUAAAAUCUACACGUUUGGAUUAAUCUGAAAAUGUGUCAGGACAUUAGAAACAUGUUCUGGCUGGUCAAAUGAAUCUUGCAGGUGAAACUUGCGUCCCUAUCCGAGCUCCGCGUUACUGGCUUAUCCGUUCAUUUCUGAUGCCGUCUACAUUUUGAUGUCUUUAUUUCACCUUCUCCACAAACUGCUGAUGUAUUUCGUUGCUUCUGCAUGUUGGACAUUAAAAUGUGGACGUCUUGGAAGAAUUUUCAGU
This is a messenger RNA of Melanotaenia boesemani (Boeseman's rainbowfish), 6164 nucleotides long. RefSeq names its product microtubule associated serine/threonine kinase 3a (gene mast3a). Gene Ontology annotation, biological process: intracellular signal transduction; peptidyl-serine phosphorylation. Bases 509 to 4675 code for a protein of 1388 amino acids. Gene Ontology annotation, molecular function: protein binding; protein serine/threonine kinase activity; magnesium ion binding. The record is from RefSeq and is a predicted model, not a curated record. The transcript is spliced from 27 exons. NCBI's taxonomy places the organism in Eukaryota, Metazoa, Chordata, Actinopteri, Atheriniformes, Melanotaeniidae.